Molecule: messenger RNA, 3371 nt
Organism: Monomorium pharaonis (pharaoh ant)
Lineage: Eukaryota; Metazoa; Arthropoda; Insecta; Hymenoptera; Formicidae
Gene: Cyp18a1
Product: cytochrome P450 18a1-like
Exons: 7
Coding region: 1616-3307 (563 amino acids)
Biological process (GO): xenobiotic metabolic process
Cellular component (GO): intracellular membrane-bounded organelle; cytoplasm
Molecular function (GO): oxidoreductase activity, acting on paired donors, with incorporation or reduction of molecular oxygen, reduced flavin or flavoprotein as one donor, and incorporation of one atom of oxygen; iron ion binding; heme binding
Source: RefSeq, a predicted model, not a curated record
GGCGAAUUUCAUUGGCGAACACGACUUUUCCGGCGGACUAGGUCGCAUCGGACAACCGGAGCACAGCUGGUGAGGCUGGUUAUGCAGAAGAUAUGGUUUCUGCUGCCAAGUGUGACAAUAUCGAAAGUUCUCUAUCUGGGCAAGAAAUAAUGUAAAUAUACGAAAUGUUUCAAAACAAGUUUCAACAAUCGUCGGGAAUAUUUGAAUGUUUCCCCCUUGGUUUUGGGUUCCCCCAAAACGGAUAGCACUUCGAUCUCUGUAUAUAAAGCGACGUUCAACGGGAAGUAGCGUAGAGAUAGUUCGGAGAGAUCGAGAGAUAUACAUAGAAAUUCCGUGAUCGUGAUCGUGAAAUUCGGACUCAUAUUAGCUGCAGCGUCGAUUUCGUGAUUCGGACUUAUUGUUAGCCGCAGUGCUGAUCUCGGAUUUAAUGACCACGGUGUUUUGUCUCACAGCAUAUCACUGAUCGUCUUGAUAUUUCGAACUCUGAUUAAAUUGUUAAAUUAAAAUGUCCGCGAAAUUCAUGUGCAUAACAUUUACAAAUCAUAAAAUUAAAGACAAUAUCGUUUUUUAUCAAAUAUCGGAAUUAACGCCAUCCACGACAUUUAAAUCAGAAUCACCACCGGUAGAGAAUGAAGGCCAACGAAAUCUUGAAUAUGCUUUCCGAUGGAAAGAAAAUACCAUCGACAUUCAGGGCUCCACAUCUACAGUAUACUCAUCAUAUCUUUCGAACGAAGUAACGCAUCAACGACGAGACGCAGCGCGUAUCUGACAGCAGCGCAAUUAUACCACGUUUGUAAAACGCCGGCAUUACCCCCACUGAGAAAUCUUCAGAGAAGCUAAUGUCUCAGGGCGCCCAAUCAAUUAGGAGUAGUCAACCAGGGCGAAAACUUCUCAAAGGUUCAUGGGUCCGCCCAACUACCACCACCUUCUAUAUGAACAUAAGCAGUGGUCUUGUCCCCACCUCGCUUUGCCCCACCGAGAAACGUGCCCCCCUCCCCUCUCCUUCUCUCUCUCUCUCUUUUUGUCUUUCUCUCAGUUUCGUUCGGCCACCUCUCCAGUCAAGGGACUACUGUCAGGGGGAUCUGAUGAGCAACUAUAUAAGACAGGAAGGACGAGAAGGUGUAUGCUAGUACAUAUUCAAUCCUUCCGUGGCUCGCACAGUUCACGACGUGGCGAGCGGCGACAAAUUCGGCUGCGGUGACUGACGUUUCCUCUCUCUACAUUUUCUCCUUUGCUUCUUGCAAACUACGUUUCCACAUUUUUCACCCCUUUCUUUGCCUUCCUGAAUCGUGAAUACAACUAUUGAAUAGAACCUUCUUUUCCCGCCCAGUUUUUUUAAAUUCUUUUAAACUUUGCGGCGGGACAUCAUUUACUUAUCUCGUAAGAGCAGCAUCAGUAGAUAUAAAAACGUAGAGUCAAACGGACGUAGUAGCACUCCAGCAAACGAAACUGUGUCUUUUUCGUAUCGAGAGGCUAAGAGAGAGAGAGAGAGAGAGAAAGAAAAACAUACAGCUGAAGAUUUCGUGCAAUAUACAUGCAACAGUGAUAACUACACAAAGACAUUCGAAGACUUUAAUAUCACGGAUCCUUGAUUAAUCGGCGAUCCGUGAUCAAGAUGUUCGAAUUUCUGGGAGGAGUAUGGGGGAGAACGGACACAACCAAUUAUGAUGUCUUCCGCACCUUUCUGAUAUUCAUCAGUGUUCUUCUGGUGGUGAAAUGGUUGAGAUGUAACUGCACCUUACCAUUACCACCCGGUCCAUGGGGAUGGCCGAUCGUAGGGUACUUACCCUACAUCAAGGGCGCCGUGCACUUGCAGUAUACAAAAUUGGCUAAGAAAUAUGGUCCCAUAUUCAGUGUCAAGUUUGGCUCGCACCUGAUCGUCGUUCUUAGCGAUCAUGAAAUCAUACGCGAGGCAUUCAGACUUAUGGACUACGCUGGCAGACCGCACACAGACUUCAUGAAAAUUAUCGAUGGCUACGGCAUCGUCAAUUCGGAGGGUACCUUCUGGAAUGAUCACAGGACGUUCCUCCUACGAAUUUUUAGGGGACUUAACAAAGACACCGAUGGCGGAAUAAAAGCUAUGGAGAAAACAGUCAUGGACAACGUCAACACAUUUCUUAAGAAAUUGAAAAAUCAAGAAGAAGCACCUAUAAACAUUUCACCCUAUCUUGCUGUGUCGAUCAGUAAUGUGAUCUGUUCUCUCACAAUGAGCGUGAACUUCGAAGAUGAUGAUCCGACAUUCAAGAGGUUUAUGGAUCUUAUUGAUGAGGGAUUCCGUCUCUUUGCUCAAUUGACGUAUCCGACCUAUAUACCGCUGUUGCGCUUCUUCCCUUGGAUUCAUGGCACCCGAAAUAAACUAUUACAGAAUCGUAUUGAAAUGGAUCAAUUCUUCCAACGAAUUAUUGAUAAUCACAAAAGAGAUUUCGAGGAAGGACGUGACUUUCGCGAUGUCGUCGAUGCCUAUAUUCAAAAGAAAAAUAAUCCAAUUUUUCACGGCAAAGAUGAAGAUCAUCAAAUGCGACAAAUUAUGGGUGAUCUCUUCUCAGCUGGUAUGGAAACAGUAAAGACUACUUUGGAAUGGUCAAUGGUUUACAUGUUGAAUUACCCAAAACUGGCAAAGGAGGUGCAGGAUGAGUUGGACCAGAUCGUAGGAAGAUCAAGAUUGCCUUCAAAGGCAGAUAUGAAUAAUCUUCCAAUCACCCACGCGACAAUUUUAGAGAUUAUUCGCAGAUCCAAUCUCGUACCGCUUGGAACUACACACGCUACCACACGGGAUGUAACGUUAAAUGGCUACAAGUUACCAGUCGGAACUCAAGUGAUACCGCUGUUAUACGCGGUACACAUGGAUCCAUUACUUUGGGGCGACCCGGAAAAUUUCCGGCCUCGCCGUUUCAUCUCCGAAGAGGGUAAAGUUAAGCAGCCGGAUUAUUAUAUGCCCUUUGGAACUGGCAAACGAUCCUGUCUGGGAAAGCAAUUGGCAGAAAUGGAGAUUUUCCUCUUCUUCAGCUCGCUAAUGCACAUGUACAACCUGAAUCUGCCCAAGGGUGACUCAAAACCUAGCUUAGAAGGCAAUGUAGGCGUCACCAUCUCGCCCAAAACGUUUAAGCUGUGCUUACAGUACAGAAGCUUAGACGAGACGGGCGACGAUGAGGAUGACAAUGGCGGCAACAAAGAGCCCAUCAUCGAGGAACCCACCUUACACCAGUCGGUUGACGACAAGGAUGACAAUGGCAACGAGGAGCCCGUCAUCGAGGAACCUAUCAAGGAGCUCAUUGGGCAAUAUCUGCGCAACAUCGGAAGCCAUUAAGUAUUUUCAUUAGAGCACGGGUACUGGUUCCUAUCGUAGUAAGAGAGACCAAAAAAGAGAAAAA